Messenger RNA from Odobenus rosmarus divergens (Pacific walrus), 945 nucleotides. It is a transcript of the gene CLEC17A, whose product is annotated as C-type lectin domain family 17, member A. The coding region runs from base 1 to 945 and encodes 314 amino acids. The record is from RefSeq and is a predicted model, not a curated record. Gene Ontology annotation, molecular function: signaling receptor activity. Lineage: Eukaryota; Metazoa; Chordata; Mammalia; Carnivora; Odobenidae. The transcript is spliced from 11 exons.
AUGUACAUGUAUACCAACUCUGGGGGCCAGGACCUGCCAGGGACCAGAGGGGAGGAGGAGGAGGAAGAUGGUGAUGAUUAUGAGAACAUGGCGCCACCCUACAAGGAUCUUCCUCCCAAGCCAGAUUCAAUGGCUCCACCAAGGCCUCCGAGAGCAGGAAAGAAAAUGGAGAACCCCCCACUUCCCUGCAAGUCCCCAAAGAUCAAAGGCCUGGACCUCACCCCUGUCCCGCGCACGUCUCCGCAACUGGUAACUCCAGUGACCCACCUCAGUCAGAAGUCCAGGUGUCCUGGGUGCUACCAGGAGGAGAGACUGGUGGUGUACCUGUGCCUGCUGGUGGUGGUGUCACUGCUCCUGGGCUGCACUGGUCUGGCUGUGACCCUGAUUAAGUACCAGGAGAUGGUGGAAGAGCUGAAGAUAUUAACCUUUCAGCAGAUGGCAUGGCAAGCAAAUGUGACUGGCACGGCGGGGAUAGCUGGCCUGAAGAAGGACAUUGACCACAUAAGAACUUACACCAACCAGUCCCUAGUAGAACUUCGGGGCUUAUUAGACUGUACCAAGGUCACCUGCCCGGAGGGUUGGCUGCUCUUUGAGGGAAAGUGUUACUACUUCUCCCCAACCACCAAGUCAUGGGAUGAAGCCCGGAAGUUCUGCCAGGAGAAUUACUCUCACUUGGUCAUCAUCAGUAGCUUUGCUGAACAGAACUUUGUGGCCAAGGCUCAUGGCUCUCCACGGGUGUACUGGCUGGGGCUGAAUGACAGGGAGCAUGAAGGGGACUGGAAGUGGCUGGAUGGGUCACCUGUCACUCUGAGCUUUUGGGACCCAGAGGAACCCAACAACAUCUAUGAUGAGGACUGUGCCAGCAUGAACAAAGGUGGCACCUGGAAUGACCUCUCUUGUGACAAGACUACAUAUUGGAUCUGUGAGAGGAAAUGUUCCUGUUGA